Drosophila hydei is the source of this 705-nucleotide messenger RNA. RefSeq lists its product as uncharacterized. The record is from RefSeq and is a predicted model, not a curated record. NCBI's taxonomy places the organism in Eukaryota, Metazoa, Arthropoda, Insecta, Diptera, Drosophilidae.
AUGUUCAAUAAAACUGAACUCAAUCGAUGGACAAGCUUGAUAGAAAAAUUAUCUGAAGAAUAUUCAGAAAACAUGUUUAAUCUACAAGAUAUAUCUACAAUAAGCAGUCUUCAUCAGUCGUUGACUAUAGACGAUUUCGGUAGCUAUCGCGCGAACGUACCACCUCGACUCUAAAUAGUCUCAUAUAUAACAUGCAAAUGCUGUUCAGCUACAAAUAUUUAAAGGAUUUCAGUGAGCGGUUUCUGCAGAGAAAUUUAUUUCUGGCUGUUGUUCAGCUACAAAUAUUUAAAGGAUUUCAGUGAGCGGUUUCUGCAGAGAAAUUUAUUUCUGGCUGUUGUCUUAGGCUAUAUUCGGAAGUUAGAUUUGACGGCAAUAAAUUUAUAUUACCUGAGAGAACAGAGCUCGCAAUUGGGCAAGCUACGAAAACUGUCUAAGAUGCUGACCAAUGAAGAUGUGAAGAUUGUAAUUGUAAAUAAAGCAGACAAUUACUUAGGCUUAGAUGUUGCAAGUUGGACGAGGAUUGAUAGUUUUCAAGCUGCUGUAGCGUUUGCAACGCACCGAUCAGAUGGCUGGGAGUCUAAAUUCCAGGGCAGCCUAGAUACAACGCAGGACUACCUGCGUUAUAUAGCCCAAGGUAGAGACCUGGAAUUGAGACAGUCUCGGAACACAAGCUCAACUUUAUACGUUAUUUGUAUGAAUAAAUAA